CCGGGAGCGCAGAGCAGGGAGGAGCAGCCAGCGCCGCGCAGAGCCCGCAGCGCCGACCGGGCCCGGCAGCUUGGAGGGCUGGAGACUGAUGCAUGAGGGGCCCACGGAGGCGCAGGAACGGUGGUGAUGGUGUGGGAAGCGGAGCUGAAGUGCGCUGGGCUUUGCUGAGGUGUGACAGUUUAUCAUGACUGUGUUCAGGCAGGAAAACGUGGAUGAUUACUACGACACCGGCGAGGAACUUGGCAGUGGGCAGUUUGCAGUCGUGAAGAAAUGCCGGGAGAAAAGCACGGGUCUACAGUAUGCCGCCAAGUUUAUCAAGAAGAGGAGGACCAGAUCCAGCCGGCGGGGCGUGAGCCGCGAGGACAUCGAGCGGGAGGUCAGCAUCCUGAAGGAGAUCCGGCACCCCAACGUCAUCACCCUCCACGAGGUUUACGAGAACAAGACGGACGUCAUCCUGAUUCUGGAACUAGUGGCAGGUGGCGAGCUCUUUGACUUCUUGGCUGAAAAAGAAUCUUUGACUGAAGAGGAAGCAACCGAGUUUCUCAAACAAAUUCUUAAUGGUGUUUACUACCUGCACUCCCUUCAGAUUGCCCAUUUUGAUCUUAAGCCUGAAAACAUAAUGCUUUUGGAUAGAAAUGUCUCUAAACCUCGGAUCAAGAUCAUUGACUUUGGGUUGGCCCAUAAAAUUGACUUUGGAAAUGAAUUCAAGAAUAUAUUUGGGACACCAGAGUUUGUUGCUCCUGAGAUAGUCAACUAUGAACCUCUUGGUCUUGAGGCAGACAUGUGGAGUAUUGGGGUGAUAACCUAUAUUCUCCUAAGUGGGGCCUCCCCAUUUCUUGGAGACACUAAGCAAGAAACGUUAGCAAAUGUAUCUGCGGUCAACUACGAAUUUGAGGAAGAAUACUUCAGUAAUACCAGUGCCCUAGCCAAAGAUUUCAUAAGAAGACUCCUCGUCAAGGAUCCAAAGAAGAGAAUGACAAUUCAAGAUAGUUUGCAGCAUCCCUGGAUCAAGCCUAAAGAUACCCAACAAGCACUUAGUAGAAAGGCAUCGGCAGUCAACAUGGAGAAGUUCAAGAAGUUCGCAGCCCGGAAAAAGUGGAAACAAUCGGUUCGCUUGAUAUCACUGUGCCAAAGAUUAUCCAGGUCGUUCCUGUCCAGGAGUAACAUGAGUGUUGCCAGAAGCGAUGAUACUCUGGAUGAGGAAGACUCCUUUGUGAUGAAAGCCAUCAUCCACGCCAUCAAUGAUGACAACGUCCCAGGCCUACAGCACCUCCUGGGCUCAUUGUCCAACUAUGACGUUAACCAACCCAACAAGCAUGGGACCCCUCCAUUACUGAUUGCUGCCGGCUGUGGGAAUAUUCAAAUACUACAGUUGCUCAUUAAAAGAGGCUCAAGAAUUGAUGUCCAGGAUAAGGGUGGAUCCAAUGCCAUCUACUGGGCGUCUCGGCAUGGCCACGUGGACACCCUGAAGUUUCUCAAUGAGAACAAAUGCCCUUUGGAUAUUAAAGACAAGUCUGGAGAGACCGCCCUUCAUGUGGCAGCUCGCUACGGUCACGCCGACGUGGUUCAGUUACUCUGCAGCUUUGGCUCUAAUCCCGAUUUCCAGGACAAGGAAGAAGAAACCCCCCUGCACUGUGCUGCCUGGCACGGCUAUUACUCUGUCGCCAAAGCCCUUUGUGAAGCCGGCUGCAACGUGAACAUUAAGAACCGAGAAGGAGAGACGCCCCUCCUGACCGCCUCUGCCAGGGGCUACCACGACAUCGUGGAGUGUCUGUCUGAGCACGGAGCCGACCUGAAUGCGUCCGACAAGGAUGGACACAUCGCUCUUCAUCUCGCCGUGAGACGGUGUCAGAUGGAGGUCAUCCAGGCUCUCAUCAGCCAGGGAUGUUCCGUCGACUUCCAAGACAGGCAUGGCAACACCCCCCUCCAUGUGGCCUGCAAAGAUGGCAACGUGCCCAUUGUGGUGGCCCUCUGUGAAGCCAGCUGCAAUUUGGAUAUCUCCAACAAGUAUGGACGAACACCUCUGCACCUCGCAGCCAACAACGGGAUUCUGGACGUGGUCCGCUACCUCUGUCUGGCGGGCGCCAACGUGGAGGCGCUGACCUCGGAUGGGAAGACAGCAGAAGAGCUGGCUAGAUCGGAACAGCACGAGCACGUAGCAGGUCUGCUUGCAAGGCUCCGAAAGGAAACGCACCGAGGACUGUUCAUCCAGCAGCUGCGCCCCACACAGAACCUCCAGUCCAGAAUCAAACUGAAGCUGUUCGGCCACUCGGGCUCGGGGAAGACCACUCUGGUGGAAUCUCUCAAGUGUGGGCUGCUGAGAAGCUUCUUCCGAAGACGCCGGCCCAGACUCUCCUCCGCUGGCUCCACCAGGUUCCCGCCCUCACCCCUGGCAUCCAAGCCCACAGGCUCCGUGAGCAUCAGCAACCUGUACCCAGGCUGCGAGCACGUGAGCGUCAGGAGCCGCAGCAUGAUAUUUGAGCCGGGCCUCACCAGGGGGACCCUAGAGGUGGUGGUGGCACCACCCCAGCACCCACACUGUGCUGCUGAUGAACAGUCCACCAAGGCUAUUGACAUCCAGAACGCCUAUCUGAACGGAGUUGGUGAUUUCAGUGUGUGGGAAUUCUCUGGAAAUCCUGUAUACUUCUGCUGUUAUGACUAUUUUGCUGCAAAUGAUCCCACGUCCAUCCACGUCUGCUCUCUGCCCCCAGCCUUUGGCGGCAAGCUGAAGAACCCACUCCACGUCGUGCUGGUGGCCACACACGCCGACAUCAUGAACGUGCCUCGGCCGGCUGGGGGCGAGUUCGGGUAUGACAAGGACACGUCCUUGCUGAAGGAGAUCAGGAACAGGUUCGGGAACGAUCUUCGCAUUUCACACAAGCUGUUUGUUCUGGAUGCCGGUGCGUCGGGCUCUAAGGACAUGAAGGUUCUGCGAAGUCACCUGCAAGACAUCCGGAGCCAGAUUGUGUCGGUCUGCCCUCCGAUGACCCACCUGUGUGAGAAGAUCAUCUCCACGCUGCCUUCCUGGAGGAAGCUCAAUGGGCCAAACCAGCUGAUGUCACUGCAACAGUUCGUGUAUGAUGUGCAAGACCAGCUGAACCCUCUGGCCAGAGAGGGGGACCUCAGGCGCAUAGCCCAGCAGCUCCACAGUGCUGGCGAGAUCAACAUCAUGCAGAGUGAAAUGGUCCAGGACGUGUUACUCCUGGAUCCCUGCUGGCUCUGCACCAACGUCCUGGGGAAGCUGCUGUCCGUGGAGACCCCACGGGCCCUGCACCAUUACCGGGGCCGCUACACCGUGGAGGACGUUCAGCGCCUGGUGCCCGACAGCGUCGUGGAGGAGCUGCUGCAGAUCCUAGAUGCCAUGGACAUCUGUGCCCGGGACCUGAGCAGCGGGACCAUGGUGGACAUCCCCGCCCUCAUCAAGACAGACAACCUCCACUGCUCCUGGACUGAUGAGGAGGAUGAGGGGAGGGUCUAUGGCAUCGUCCCUGUGGAGCACCUCACCCCCUUCCCAUGCGGCAUCUUUCAUAAGGUGCAGGUGAACCUCUGUCGGUGGAUCCACCAGCAGAGCACCAAGGGAGACGCAGACAUCCGCCUGUGGGUGAACGGCUGCAAGAUUGCCAACCGUGGGGCCGAGCUGCUGGUGCUUCUGGUCAACCACGGCCAGGGCAUUGAGGUGCAGGUGCGAGGGCUGGAGACGGAAAAGAUAAAGUGCUGCCUCCUGCUGGACUCCGUGUACAGCACCAUGGAGAACGUCAUGGCCACCACGCUCCCAGGGUUGCUGAUGGUGAAGCAUUACCUGAGCCCCCAGCAGCUGAGGGAGCACCACGAGCCCCUCAUGAUCUAUUAGCUGCGGGACUUCUUCCGGGCACAGACCUUGAAGGAGACCUCGCUGACUAACACCAUGGGUGGGUACAAGGAGAGCUUCAGCAGCAUCAAGUGCUUUGGGUGUCACGACGUGUACUCACAGGCCAGUCUCGGGAUGGACAUCCAUGCAUCAGAUCUCAACCUUCUGACCCAGAGGAAACUGUGUCGUCUGCUGGACCCACCCGACCCCAUGGGGAAGGACUGGUGCCUUCUGGCCAUGAACUUGGGUCUCCCUGACCUUGUGGCAAAGUACAACACCAAUAACGGGGCUCCCAAGGAGUUCCUCCCAAACCCGGUGGACGCCCUGCUCUGGGAAUGGGCCUCCGACCCUGAGAGCACAGUCAGCAUCCUCAUGUCCAAACUGCGGGAGCUGGGGCAUCGGGACGCAGCUGACUUUCUACUGAAGGUGUCAUCUGUGUUCAAAAUCAACCUCGAUGGCAAUGGGCAGGAGGCCUAUGACUCCAGCUGCAACAGUGGCACAUCUUAUAAUUCCAUCAGCUCCGUCGUGUCCCAGUGA
Suricata suricatta (meerkat) is the source of this 4384-nucleotide messenger RNA. RefSeq names its product death associated protein kinase 1 (gene DAPK1). Gene Ontology annotation, molecular function: protein serine/threonine kinase activity; protein binding; ATP binding. The record is from RefSeq and is a predicted model, not a curated record. Lineage: Eukaryota; Metazoa; Chordata; Mammalia; Carnivora; Herpestidae. Gene Ontology annotation, cellular component: cytoplasm; nucleus. Gene Ontology annotation, biological process: positive regulation of apoptotic process; intracellular signal transduction; protein phosphorylation.